This is a messenger RNA of Acipenser ruthenus (sterlet), 1877 nucleotides long. Its product is annotated as aldo-keto reductase family 1 member B1-like. Bases 241 to 1137 code for a protein of 298 amino acids. The record is from RefSeq and is a predicted model, not a curated record. Gene Ontology annotation, cellular component: cytosol. NCBI's taxonomy places the organism in Eukaryota, Metazoa, Chordata, Actinopteri, Acipenseriformes, Acipenseridae. The transcript is spliced from 10 exons. Gene Ontology annotation, molecular function: aldose reductase (NADPH) activity.
CACCUUUUACCCAGAGCACGGAGACAGGCUUGUAUUCCUGGCAAACAGCAUAACAGCAUGUAAAUAAAUUGUGCACAUUGAAGAAAACUGACUGUAUAUAGUUUGCACUUGUUUGGAGUUUCAAAAUUAACUGUUUUAUAGAAUAUUUAACAAUAUUCAAUAACGUAAAAAAACAAACAAAAAAAAACAGUGAUGUUAAACGCAAUUUUUGAGUAACGAUCAGCUUGAUCUAUAACGGGUAUGCAUGUUGUGUCCCCACCAGGCAAAGUAACCGAAGCAGUGAAGGCAGCCAUUGACGUCGGAUACCGUCACAUCGACUGUGCCUACGUCUAUCAAAAUGAGAACGAAGUAGGAGAGGGCAUCCAGCAGAAGAUCAAAGAAGGGCUUGUGAAGAGGGAGGACCUUUUCAUUGUCAGCAAGCUGUGGUGUACAUUCCAUGAGAAGUCCAUGGUGAAGCAAGCAUGCCAGCAGACCCUGUCUGACCUGAAACUUGACUACCUGGAUCUUUACCUCAUCCAUUGGCCUAUGGGAUUCAAGGCGGGCAGCGACCUCUUUCCUCUUGAUGACAGAGGGUUAGCGGUGCCAGACAAUACCUGCUUUCUGGACACCUGGAAGGGAAUGGAAGAGUUGGUGGACGCAGGAAUGGUGAAAGCCAUCGGGGUUUCCAACUUCAACCAUGAACAGAUAGAGGCCCUGCUAAAGAAACCAGGUCUCAAGUACCAACCAGCCAACAACCAGGUUGAGUGCCACCCGUACCUGACUCAGGAGAAGCUGUUGGAUUACUGCAGGUCGAAGGGGAUCUCUGUCACAGCAUACAGUCCCCUGGGUUCCCCAGACAGACCAUGGGCAAAACCAGAAGACCCGUCUCUACUGGAGGAUCCUAAAAUCAAGGCAAUUGCCGAAAAGCACAAAAAAACUGCAGCUCAGGUUCUGCUCCGCUUUCAAAUUCAGAGGGGUAUCAUUGCUAUCCCAAAGUCGAUUACUCCCCAGCGCAUUGAAGAGAAUUUCAAGGUUUUUGAUUUUGACCUUGAUGGAGAAGACAUAAAAAACAUCCUGAGCUUUCACAUGAACUGGAGGGGUUGCCCAAUGCACUGGGGUGUGGAGCACAAGGAUUACCCAUUUAAUAUUGAGUACUGAGCAGGAGACUGGGUGGAAGAGCAAACCUCCUAUCUUCUGGUGCUGGGUUUGGUGUUUACUGCUUGAAGCUCUCCUUACAUUUAGCAAUUGCAGCUGUAGUUGAUAAAUAUCAACACAAAGCUAUAAAGUGUCCAUUUUGUUAGAUGAACAGUUUCUGUUGUGUAGGACACAGGUAUAUUCAUUUCUAGAGAUAUUACAGGACUUUAAGACCUUCAUGUUACUCUCCUGAUAACACUUCCUUAUAACGCUUCUUAAUAUCAUUGGAUUUUUUGCUUGUGCACUUAGAUGUCCACAUGUUUUUAUGAUUUCAUUUUACUUUUACACUCCUUUUAGAAUUAAGAGACACAUAUGAGGUUCAAGACUUGAUUGAGAAUGUUAAACUACACUCAUUGUUGCCAUUAUUGUCAAUCCGGAAGACAAAAUGAAGUCUGAAACCUAAAUCCAAGCACAGCCCUGCACACCAUGAAGUUUACCUGAAUUGCUUUUUUUUAAAAAAACAUUGUCUAUUUUUUGUGCAAACAGGUAUCAUUGCAAAGAGCUAGGGGGAUAUCUGAAGAACUGCUUCACUCUCUCUUUCAUAUGGUGUUUUGUGACUUCUGUCAUACAGUAGUAUAAUAAGAGUGCCACUAAGAAAAAAACUUGAUUUUUAUUUUGUUAUUUGGCUGUAUCGGAAUAACCGCUACAUAUUUUUUUUCCUGAAAUGGUUUGUAAACAUGAAAUAAAUAGUUUGUAAGCAAGAA